AUGGCUUUGGGAAUGGUGUCGCGACGGUUAGGGACGAAACUCUUCACCGCGUUAUCUUCCACUCACAGACUACUACAUUCUCAUGCCACCAGUUUUGGGUUCAAACAAGUAAACGAAGAAGAGAAGGCUCGCAUGGUUGGUGAUGUCUUCACGAGCGUUGCUUCGAGCUAUGAUGUUAUGAAUGACCUUAUGAGUGUUGGAUUGCACAGAUUGUGGAAGGAUAGGUUAGUCUCCAAGCUGAAUCCGUUUCCUGGAAUGAAGCAUCUUGAUGUGGCUGGUGGCACAGGGGAUGUUGCUUUUAGAAUCUUGGAGAACAUAAACAAAGUUAAGCUGAGAGGACUUCAAGGUGUUUUACAAGAUACUUUAGAGGCGGAAACUCAGAUUUAUGUAUGUGACAUUAACCCUAAGAUGUUAAAUGUUGGCAAACAGCGGGCCUUGGAGAAGGGUUUUGGAGAAGAUGCUUCCCUUGUAUGGGUGGAGGGGAAUGCUGAAAGCUUGAGUUUCCAAAAUGAUUCAAUGGAUGGUUAUACUAUUGCAUUCGGGAUAAGAAAUGUUACACACAUAGAGAAAGCACUUAAUGAAGCUCAUAGGGUAUUGAAAACAGGAGGAAGGUUCCUUUGCCUUGAACUUAGCCACGUUGGUAUUCCUAUAUUUAAAGAUUUGUAUGAUUAUUAUUCUUUCUCAUUUAUUCCAUACAUGGGUGAGUUGGUUGCUGGUGAUCGGGAAUCCUAUCAGUACUUAGUUGAGAGUAUCAGGCGCUUCCCUUCACAGGAAAAAUUUGCAUCGAUGAUUGCGGAUGCUGGGUUCCAGAAAGUAGAGUAUGAGAAUCUGGUUGGGGGAGUGGUUGCUAUCCAUUCAGGGCUAAAGAUCUGA
Sphenostylis stenocarpa is the source of this 873-nucleotide messenger RNA. The record is from the annotation of a GenBank genome assembly. NCBI's taxonomy places the organism in Eukaryota, Viridiplantae, Streptophyta, Magnoliopsida, Fabales, Fabaceae.